AGACCAAUAAAACAUUUUCUUCAUUUCCCCUCACUCUUCCCCUUCCCAAAAUAACUUCCUCAAUGAAGUCACCAACUUCCAACCAAAAGAAGAACUCCAUCUCCUUCUACAUCAUCUCCCUCUGCUUUGUCUUCUUUGUUGUGAUCCUUUAUGGUGAAGACUUCGGUUGCAUCCUUAGCCAAUCAACCUUGAAGUUGCAAGAGCCGGAAGAGGAGAAACCAGAUCAAAUUCUUUCAUUACAAACUGAGCAAGAGAAGGAUUUAGUGGUGCCUUUUGCGGUAGAGAGGGGAGAGAAAGAAUGUAAUUUGUUUAGUGGGAGUUGGGUUUAUGAUGAAGAGACAAGGCCGCUGUACCAGGAGGAAGAGUGCCCUUAUAUACAGCCUCAGCUUACUUGCCAGGCUUAUGGGAGACCUGACAAAGGCUAUCUUCAUUGGAGAUGGCAGCCUCAUGAUUGUGAUUUGCCCAGCUUCAACGCCACCUUCAUGCUGGAGAAGCUAAGAGGAAAGAGACUGAUGUUCAUCGGCGACUCCUUAAACCGCGGCCAGUUUGUCUCCCUAGUCUGCCUCCUCCAUCGAUCCAUCCCUGAAAACUCCAAAUCCAUGACAACCAACGGCUCACUCACCAUCUUCCGAGCCAAGGACUACAAUGCCACAAUUGAGUUCUUCUGGGCUCCAUUCCUCGUCGAGUCAAACUCAGAUGACGCCAUUGUUCAUAGAGUAAGGGAUCGAAUCGUUCGUGUUGGAUCAAUUAACAAGCACGCUCGGCAUUGGAAGGGCAUAGACAUUAUGGUCUUCAAUACCUAUCUUUGGUGGAUGACAGGACAGAAGAUGAGGAUUCUUCGAGGUUCGUUCGAUAGUGAGAACAAGAAUAUCACGGAGAUGGUGACGGAGGAUGCUUAUAGAUUGGCUGUGAGGAGAAUGAUGAGGUGGGUGGAGCAGAACAUGGAUCCCAAGACAAACAGGGUGUUCUUCGCUACCAUGUCUCCUUGUCAUGAGAGGAGUGCGGAGUGGGGUGGCGAGGCCGAGGGCAACUGCUAUGGAGAGACGACGCCAAUAAUGGAUCCAAAUUUCUGGGGGAGCUGUUCCAGAAAGAGCAUAAUGAGUCUGGUGGGCAAUUUGUUCACCGGGAGAAAGAUGCCAGUUACGAUUCUCAAUAUCACUCAGCUCUCUAAUUACCGAAAGGACGCGCACACAUCCAUCUACAAGAAGCAGUGGAACAAGCUCACAGCAGAGCAGCUCGCCAACCCGAAGAGCUAUUCUGAUUGCGUCCACUGGUGCUUGCCCGGGCUUCAAGAUACUUGGAAUGAGCUCUUGUAUGCUAAGCUUUUUUUUCCUUGAAAUUUUGUUUUCUUUCGAUUCAUUGUGGCACUUAGUAUUGUUUUUAAUUGUUAAUUUUUUAUUUGUUGUUGAUGAUGUGUUGUGUUGGGCUGUUCUAAUUGUACAGUUCAAAUUUUCUCUGAGGUUGGGAGGUUUACGCUC
This is a messenger RNA of Phalaenopsis equestris, 1478 nucleotides long. Its product is annotated as protein trichome birefringence-like 33. Gene Ontology annotation, cellular component: Golgi apparatus. Bases 63 to 1337 code for a protein of 424 amino acids. Gene Ontology annotation, molecular function: O-acetyltransferase activity. The record is from RefSeq and is a predicted model, not a curated record. The transcript has 6 exons. NCBI's taxonomy places the organism in Eukaryota, Viridiplantae, Streptophyta, Magnoliopsida, Asparagales, Orchidaceae.